Messenger RNA from Aspergillus heteromorphus CBS 117.55, 1902 nucleotides. RefSeq lists its product as uncharacterized. NCBI's taxonomy places the organism in Eukaryota, Fungi, Ascomycota, Eurotiomycetes, Eurotiales, Aspergillaceae. The transcript has a single exon. The coding region runs from base 277 to 1719 and encodes 480 amino acids. The record is from RefSeq and is a predicted model, not a curated record.
CUGUUUGUUGUUUCCCCUGGCUUCUUAUUUUUCUUCAUCUUGCUCGUCAUCUCACGUUCUUUCCCUCCCUUUCCUCGUUGCUACGUGCGUGACCCUUCAUGCCCGCCAUCUCCCCCCUCAGCUAUCUCCCGACCAUAUAAUCUCUCUCUCUCUUUCUUUCUUUAUUAACCUCCUGCCUGGGUCGCAUUGGGUCGUUUAAUCGCUUAAUCAAUUAAUCUUCAACAACCACCCGACCCUCACCUUUCUUCUUUCCUUUCUGUCGACUGCCCAGCCAAAAUGUAUCCAACAAGAACGACCUCGCUCGACCUGAACUACUUAAAUCAGCAAUUGCUUCCCCGCCGCUACGAAUCAGAGGAGGAGGAGGCUUCGGAAUCAGAACUGGGGACCUGCGAUCAUGCAUUCUCGCCCGUCAAGUCAGGCGCUCCCUUUGACGCCGAGUCAAGCGCCGAUGACCUCUCCAACAUGAACUCCCCCGAGUCUCCCCUGGACAACUCCGCGUUCGGUCGGCUGCUGCCGGCUUACUCGUCAGGCAAACAAAGUCGGCCUGUGUCUAUCGACACCGUCAAGCGAAGCAGCGGAACGACAUUGGUUCCGGAUUCGUACAUCUUCGAUGAUGACGACGAUGUAAUCAUCGAGCUGCCUUCCCCUGACUCUACGUCCCCGUUGCAGUCUCCCAUCUUCCUUCAGCCAACCGUCUACCAGCCCCCGGCGUCUCCCCUCCCUCAAGAUCCGGCACGGUCUUCUUCCCCGGCCUUGGCGGACUCGGAUGAUGAGACAGACGUGCUCGUGGCAGAGCAGGUCACCUUCGUGGAACCUCAUACCAAACCUAAUCUAAUCCUAAUCAGCCCCGUCACCGACGGACCUGUGGUUGAAGAACCCGAGCCCAUGUCUGCGGUCUCUGCAGAUGUACCACGCCCCUUCGCAUCUGGAGGACUGUACUCCCUCAACGAGUGCGCUAGAUCACAGCCGUUACUGAGUGACAAACGCCCCGACCAUCUGGCCCACCUGAAGCGCGGCAGUCUGCAGUUGAACACCAAAUUCGCGAGACAGACUCCCAAGCGGUCGGAUACGGAUCCUUUCACGGCCCCAGCCCUUCCGGACGUUCCUGAGGCCUCCCAGCCGAUGGCCUUGCGCUCGCGAUCUAUGACUUGGAACCGACCACAGACUUCCGCUGAAGGCGCAUCGAACCGCGGACCCAAAGCGGGUCUCCGCCGCCCGCCGUCGAUGCAGACUGUCAGCAGCGGUUACGGGAUCUUUCCGAGCGCCAAACGACCCGGUUAUCCCACCGAGGAGUUCCACGCCCGAUCCAGCUCGAUGUCUUACUCCAUCGCCAGCUCCGACUACAGCCUCCCUCCGUCUCGCACGUCAAGCCCGGCCCCGUACUACUCGUCUCCGACCUUCAACCGGCACCGCUCCGGCUCAUCCUACAGCGUGUCCAGCGUGCCGGGCACGUUCCCGCCGCGGCCUCCCGUGCGCAACUCGGUCAUGAAAUGCUCGACGCCAGCCAGCCUGUACUCCUCCAGCAGUCUGCGGUCGGAGGUGGAGAGCGUCCACAGCGUGGAACCGCGGGAUGUCGCCCAGCCGGACGCCAAGACGGCACGGCGGAAGAAGAGUUUUCGACGCAGCAAACACGCGAAGAUCGAGGACUCGGAGGAGCAAACGACCAAGAGUUUCAUGGGCUUCUUACGCAGCCGGAGAAAGUCUGCCAUUCAGAAAUAAUGCCUAAUCUGCAGAAUUUUGGGGCUAGUGUUUCGUGUUUAUUUUGUUUUAUACCUUUCUGGGAAAAUUGUCCACGGCUGUCUUUCAACGGAGUUUUCGAUUAGCGAGGGAUUAUGGUCUGGUUUUUCUUUGGCGCCUUUUGGGUCGUUUACUGCACUGGAUGCGUGUUUCUCAUAUCUUAUC